AUGGAGCACAGGGCUGAACCCUUGACAGUUUCGAAUGGCGCCGUCAUGUUCCCCAACACGUUCAUGAUGCAAGAGCUCAUUCGCAUGCACUUUGACUACAUGCUUGACCGAGAAGAUGAAGGGCACGAGGUUGACACGCCAUUUGUGUACACCAUUGCUCAGGGAACCCCAAUCCCUAGCCACCUCAUCCUCAUCAACGAGUAUAUGUCCAGGUUCACGCUUCAGCCAUCGCGUGGCAUGCCGCUACAAGAAUUGAACCAGUCACUGGAUAAGUUCUAUGCCCAGUACGCCCAGAAGGAAACGGCAGAGAGCUGGCUGGACGCACAUGCUUUCAAAGACGCUGUGGCAGAUGACGCUGAUCCCGUAUGGAUGGCUAGAUAG
This is a messenger RNA of Verticillium nonalfalfae, 381 nucleotides long. RefSeq lists its product as uncharacterized. The transcript has 3 exons. The record is from RefSeq and is a predicted model, not a curated record. Bases 1 to 381 code for a protein of 126 amino acids. NCBI's taxonomy places the organism in Eukaryota, Fungi, Ascomycota, Sordariomycetes, Glomerellales, Plectosphaerellaceae.